AUGUGGUGUGUCGUCGUCCCUCUCGUCCUCCUCUCAGUGUUGUUGUUCCCGGUGACGCGGCGGAGGUGUAGCCUGACGCGGGCUCUUACGUGUCGGCUGAAUAAAAGUGGAGCUCCGGAGCCCGAGUGACGAGGCGGUGAGUCGGUUACAGAUGAAGAUGGAGGCCGGAGCGGAGACUCUGCAGGCCGGGGACACGGUGGCUGUCUCCGAGUCUGAGGCCCAGCACAUCACCCUGGCCCAGGCCACCGGGGGUUCCACCGUCACCCUGGUGCAGCUUCCCAACGGGCAGACGGUGCAGGUGCACGGGGUGAUCCAGGCUGCUCAGCCCUCGGUGAUCCAGUCCCCUCAGGUCCAGACCGUCCAGAUCUCCACGGUUGCUGAGAGCGAGGACUCCCAGGAGUCUGUGGACAGCGUCACCGACUGUCAGAAGAGGAGAGAGAUCCUGUCCAGACGACCGUCCUACAGGAAGAUCCUGAACGACCUGUCGUCGGACCCCCCCGCCGUGCCCCGAAUCGAGGAGGAGAAGUCCGAGGACGACUCGGCCCCCACCAUCACCACCGUCACCAUGCCGACGCCCAUCUACCAGACCAGCAGCGGCCAGUACAUCGCCAUCACGCAGGGCGGGGCCAUCCAGCUGGCCAAUAACGGCACAGAUGGGCUGCAGACUCUGACCAUGGCCAACGCCGGGGGCCAGUCGGGCGCCACCAUCCUGCAGUACGCCCAGACCAGCGACGGCCAGCAGAUCCUGGUGCCUAGCAACCAAGUGGUCGUACAAGCUGCUUCUGGAGACGUCCAGGCGUAUCAGAUCCGCACGGCGCCCACCAGCUCCAUCUCGUCCGGCGUGGUGAUGGCUACCUCGCCCACUCUGGGCUCAGGGGGAGGAGCCCCAGAGGAGGUCACGCGUAAAAGGGAGGUCCGGCUUAUGAAAAACAGAGAAGCGGCUCGCGAGUGUCGCCGGAAGAAGAAGGAGUACGUCAAGUGUCUGGAGAACCGCGUGGCCGUGCUGGAGAACCAGAACAAAACCCUCAUCGAGGAACUGAAAGCCCUCAAAGACUUGUACUGCCACAAAUCAGAGUAGAGCCGUCACCAGGAGCCCCGCCCCCCCCACCCGCACAGAGACUCAGCUCCUGGAAGCCGCCGCCCCUUUUCUACUCUUUGCUUUCUUUAUAAAGACUGCGGUAAAUCUGUAAAGUGACUCACCAGGAUUACAGCAACAUGACACGCCCCUCUCUUCUCCCGGCGCCGGUUUUAAAUCCCACACCUCCCCCCCCCCCCCCCCCGGGCUGACGGCAUGGAAGCAGACCUCGACUCCACGGGGUCCUCGCGGUGAAGUGGUGGAACGGACAAUGAGGCGUGUUUUGCCUCACGCCGCCAAAGGGAAGCGUUCCAGUCCCUGGACGAAUCGGGCGACAUCACCAGCAGCGGGGGGGAACUGCUCGAUCACGUCACCACGACGACGACGACCACGGACAUUUUUACACUUUCACACCCCCGAGGCGUUCUGAAGUCUCGGUUUCCUUUUGUGUGCGACGUUUGUAAUCGUAACUGAGCUCUCACAUUAAUUAACACCUGUUACUUACUAAUGCUUUGAAGUAUAGAUUGGCUGCGUCAUGGAUAUUUUAUCUUUUGGUUUACGUGUAAGAUUCUCUGCUCUGAUGAUGCCAUUUACUUUCUGUUAAACUCGUGUUUACCUUUUGCCUUUAUUCAUGAGAACUGAAAACCGACCGUCGGGUUGUGACAUUCGGUUCGUGUUCGCUGCAGCUUUAAGAAACGUGGUUAUGGCUGGAGGACGUGGACGGCACUGAAUCUGGAAAUCCCACGUGUAAAAACCCCCUGAUAUCCACGUGUUCUCAGCCAUAACCGAUUUCAUAUUACAACCAACUUCUAAAUUAAACUGAGAAGCGGAUCGAUUUGAAAAGUCGGAGUUUGUUCCCAGUAACUUACAGACACUUCUGACUUGUAUUUUAUCUGCCUCCUGUUGGUAAAAAAUUUGUAAACUUGUUGCUUGUGCAAAUAUUGUUUAAACAAAAUUCUUAUUUUUAAA
Limanda limanda (common dab) is the source of this 2044-nucleotide messenger RNA. Its product is annotated as cyclic AMP-responsive element-binding protein 1-like. The record is from RefSeq and is a predicted model, not a curated record. Gene Ontology annotation, cellular component: nucleus; ATF4-CREB1 transcription factor complex. Gene Ontology annotation, molecular function: cAMP response element binding; protein binding; DNA-binding transcription factor activity, RNA polymerase II-specific. NCBI's taxonomy places the organism in Eukaryota, Metazoa, Chordata, Actinopteri, Pleuronectiformes, Pleuronectidae. Gene Ontology annotation, biological process: regulation of transcription by RNA polymerase II. The coding region runs from base 152 to 1078 and encodes 308 amino acids. The transcript is spliced from 8 exons.